AUGUGGAGUUAUGUGGUGUGGAGUUAUGUGGAAUUAUGUUGCGUGGAGUUAUGUGGAAUUAUGUGGAGUUAUGUGGCAUGGAGUUAUGUGGAGUUAUGUGGCGUGGAGUUAUGUGGAAUUAUGUGGUGUGGAGUUAUGUGGAAUUAUGUUGCGUGGAGUUAUGUGGAAUUAUGUGGAGUUAUGUGGCAUGGAGUUAUGUGGAGUUAUGUGGCGUGGAGUUAUGUGGAAUUAUGUGGUGUGGAGUUAUGUGGACUUAUGUUGUUUGGGGUUGUGUGGACUUAUGUGGAGUUAUGUGGUCUGGAGUUAUUUGAAGAUAUGUGCCGUGAUGUGAUGUGGAGCUAUGUGAUCCUACUUGAUAUGAAAACGAGUGAGAUGUGA
Penaeus chinensis is the source of this 378-nucleotide messenger RNA. RefSeq lists its product as uncharacterized. Lineage: Eukaryota; Metazoa; Arthropoda; Malacostraca; Decapoda; Penaeidae. The coding region runs from base 1 to 378 and encodes 125 amino acids. The transcript has a single exon. The record is from RefSeq and is a predicted model, not a curated record.